ACGAUGGGUAUUGUCAUAGGGAUCAUAUGUGCCUUUAUUAUAAUUGUGCAAUUCAUAAUUGGGAAUGUUGCAAAUGGAUUCAUAGCACUGGUGAACAUCAUAGACUGGGUAAAGAGAAGAAAAAUCUCUUUAGUGGAUCAGAUCAUUACUGCUUUGGCUAUAUCCAGGAUAGAUAUGCUGUGCUCUACAUUCUUAAUUAUACUAAUAACUUCAUUGUAUCCAGAUCUAAAUACGGCUGUGAACAUGGUAAAAAUAAGCAAUAAUAUCUGGAUUGUUGCCAAUCAUUUCAGCAUCUGGCUUGCUACAAGCCUCAGCAUCUUUUAUUUCCUCAAGAUAGCUAACUUUUCUAACUAUGUUUUUCUCUGCUUAAGGUGGAGACUUAGCAAAGUGGUUUCAGUGACAUUGCUGCUCUCUCUGGUCCUCUUGCUUAUGAAUAUUUUAAUAAUGAACAUGCAUAUUGAUACCUGGAGUGAUGGAUUCAAAAGAAACGUCUCUUUUGGCUUCAGAUCAAAGAAUUGCACUCUCUUUUUCAAACUUGCUCUUUUAAUCAACACAACGUUCACGUGUGACCCCUUCACUGUGUCCAUGGUGGCGUUUCUGCUUCUCAUCUUCUCCCUGUGGAGACACCUGAAGAACAUGCAGUACCAUGCUAAAGGCUCCAGAGACCCCAGCACUGCCGUGCAUAUAAAGGCCUUACAAAUGGUGGUGGUCUUCGUUCUGUUCUACACAUUUUUCUUUUUGUCUCUUGCCAUACAACUUUGGACGUCCGAGUCUCUAGAGAAAAACAAUCUGUUUUAUGUCACUCUUAUAAUUACUUUUCCUUCAGUCCAUUCAUGUAUGCUGAUUCUGAGAAACAGUAAACUGAGGCAGGCAUCUCUUUUGGUGCUGUGGUGGCUGCUGUGCAGAUCCAAAGACAUACAGACUUUGGUUCCCUGA
Messenger RNA from Rattus norvegicus (Norway rat), 936 nucleotides. RefSeq names its product taste receptor, type 2, member 125 (gene Tas2r125). Gene Ontology annotation, cellular component: membrane. Gene Ontology annotation, biological process: sensory perception of taste; G protein-coupled receptor signaling pathway. The record is from RefSeq and is marked provisional. Gene Ontology annotation, molecular function: G protein-coupled receptor activity; taste receptor activity; bitter taste receptor activity. Lineage: Eukaryota; Metazoa; Chordata; Mammalia; Rodentia; Muridae. Bases 4 to 936 code for a protein of 310 amino acids. The transcript has a single exon.